GGGUCGAACCCUGUUAAAGCACCUUUUUGAGGUUACAACAUAGGCCUAAAAGGAAUCGCAUAAGGUAUAUAAAUACUCCCGAGUGCUGCAAGCAGCAUACACCUUGCAGCAGCCUCAAGGCCACCCCACUGCUGUAGCGCGCGCCCCCCCACAGCAGCCAAUCAGCGCCCGUGGGGCCGCUCAAGGUUCUAUGUUUUUUUUCUUCACUAUCCACGAUCAACCAAUCAAAGCGCGAGGAUUCAACAAACCCAGUGUUCCAGGAAUCCAUUCAUUCAGAGGCAGAAGAGCGCGAGGCGUGGAAGGUUGUCCCUGGGAGCUGUGAGUGAUUGUCUCAGGGUGACACCCUCAUUCAUCACCAUUAUUUCUCUACCACACCACUGGUUCUGAGAUAUAUAUACGUACAGGGAUAACAUGACUCUUAAACGCAUAAGGAUUUAAAUUUAGUAUUUGCAUAUAAUCCUUCGGAUUGCAAUUAUUUUGGAGCAUCGUUUAUAUUGCAUUCGUGUUUAUUUUGCAAAAAAAAAAAAAGGAAACGUGUGGCUGGAUUUUACAUACAGGAAAGAAGGGGUGUUGAAGAACAGUCGCACUCUAGAGCCCUCCCUCUUUUUGCCUCCACCCAUCGCAUGCAGCAACACGGACCCUGACAAGGACUCUGCGUUGCCUUCUGGAUCGUUUGCGAGUUGACAGACAUUAACGUGCAGGGUGAUUUUUAAUUGCGAACCUGACUUGUGACCAUCUGCGUUUUCGCCGCUACUUAUCCUCUAGUUGGGAAGGAUAUUUGUGGAUCUAUUCUACUCCGUGGCUGUCAUUGCUCCUCAAGGAAAGCUGGUUUAAGGAGAACAACAAAUGUGUCUGCUGAAGUGAAUUGCAAUGCCUUAGCAUUUGUGGAUACUCCAGUAUGACACGCUUUAUGGCCCAUGCUUCAUAACCACAACGCCGUUUGGACUUUAUGGAGUGUUGUUGAUGGAUUUGUAACUGGUGCAUUUUUGCAUAUAGGUUUUCAGAUGCAUGCCAAGUUCACAUUGAAUGCCAGAAGACUUGAUCCCUACAGAUGGAGCUACAAAGUCAACAUGGCAGUGGUGGUUCAUUAAUUGGCCUUCAGCAGCCGGCUUUAGACAGCAGGCAACGGUUGGAGUAUGAACGGGAGGUCCAAUCGACUAUCUUGUCAUUGGAUCAGAUCAAGGCUCUUCGGAGCAGGAAUGAGUACACUGAAGGCCCCUCUAUGGCGAAGAAGCCUGCACCCAAAACCUUACCAAGGCACAGUAAACCAGAACGGACUCAUGAAAUCAUACCAGUUAAUGUGAAUAAUAACAAUGAACACAGGCCCUCUAACUUAGCUCACGCAGGGCACAUAUACAAUGGAAGAGCUCCUGUGCUCAGUAGAUCAACCAGCACCGGAAGUGCAGCCAGUUCUGGGAGCACAAACAGUGCCAACUCAGAGCAAGAACUUCUAGGACAAUCACCUCCAUCGAGGAUAGGUUCUGGAUAUAGGACUGACAGGGUUGUUCGUAUGCAACCUAAGGCAUCUGCUUUGGUUGUAGAAGACUUAAAGAGCUCUGUACAGGUGGACUCUACACAUCAAAGGUUCAUCUGUGAACAAUGUAGGAAGUGCAAGUGUGGCGAAUGCACUACUCCAAGGACCCUUCCAUCUUGCCUGGCCUGUAACCGUCAAUGUUUGUGCUCUGCUGAGAGCAUGGUAGAAUACAGCACUUGCAUGUGUCUGGUUAAAGCAUUUUUCUACCACUGUUCUAAUGAUGAUGAGGGAGACUCUGAUGCGGAUAAUCCUUGCUCUUGUACUCGGUCACACUGCUGCUCUAGAUACUUGUGUAUGGGAGUAAUGUCUUUGUUCUUACCUUGCUUGCUAUGCUACCCUCCUGCCAAGGGAUGCCUAAAACUGUGCCGAGGUUGUUAUGACAGAGUUAAUCGUCCUGGCUGCAGAUGUAAGAACUCAAAUACUGUGUAUUGCAAACUGGAUGAUGUUUCCCGAGCCCAGGGCAAACCCUCCUGAUUUACAAGGAGGGAUUAUACUCUCUUCCUUACGGAUCAUUUACCGUGUAGGUUAUAUACAUACGUUCUUCAUAAGUACCUCCAUUUCCUCUUUAAUGUCCUCCAGUUUCUUGUUCCUCGCCACAUUAUGUUGUAUAGAUAAGUUGUUGCUUGGGAGUCUGCACAUUAACACCAUCUUUUGUGGCAGGGCCAGGGGUUAAAUCAGCCUUUGAUAUAACCUACUUAGAAAAUGCAUUCAGCCCCUCACUAGCUUCCUUUCUUUUCUUGUAGCAUGUUUUACCAUGAAUAACAAAAAACUCUGUGAAAGUUUUAACUUACAGUGGUAAAUCUCCUUUUAAUGGCCAAGCCCAACUUAAAUUUUUUUUUAAUGUGUGGUAAAGUUACAUGCCUCCAUGAAAUGCAAAAUUUGGAAUUUUUUUUUUUGUUUUUGUUUUUCCCCCCAUAUAUUUUUUUUUCUUCUCCCUUUUUGUUAGUAUUACCUAAAACACAUUUAAUUCCCUUUUCCCAGUGCUUUUGUGCAGAAGACGUUCUAAUAACAUCAUAUACACAUAUAUCAGUGAUGCUACUGCCUGUUUUUUUUGCACAGGACUCUAGUGAAGGGGUUAAUCUGUUUCACUUUCCUCCUGCUUUUUGACAUUGGUAGGAGAAACAUUAGUCGGUGUUGAAGGAUGUCCUUUUUAAUCCCACAUUUUUUUUAUAUUUUCUUAUUUUUGUUACUAGCUGUUAUUUUCAGAUAACAGGAAAUCCAGUAGCCUUAAAAAAAUGAGCUCUUUCAUCCUGGGAACCAAUAUUUUGUGUUUUAAUUUGGUGACCCGUUUCCCUAUGUAUGUUGCCUUACAGGUUUUAAGUGUUGUGUUAAAUUGCCUUAGCCACAAUUUGGCAUUUUUGUAUAUUUUAUGUAAAAAAUCACAAAGUUGAAUUUUGACUAUUUUUAAGACAAAUGUCUGUUUAAAACCUUUUUUAUUGUAAAGAAUAUUUAUUAUGUGAAUCUAUUAUUUUAUGAUAUUUAUUACAAAGAACCGUUGAAAAUUUACUUGUCUGAAUAUAACAAAGUAUCAAUACUUACUGAAAAAUAUGGGUGACACAUCUUAACUAUAAUUCAGAAAAUAUAAUAAUUAAUGAAUACGUGUCUGUUAUUUCUUUAUUUUGUCAGAAGUCAAUAUCUACAUCAUUAUGCUCUAUUCCACUCUGUAGCAUAUAUAUUUCAGAAUUAUUUUUUUUUUUUUAAUUUAAUUAAAUUGUAUUUAAUGUU
This is a messenger RNA of Bombina bombina (fire-bellied toad), 3259 nucleotides long. It is a transcript of the gene SPRY1, whose product is annotated as sprouty RTK signaling antagonist 1. The record is from RefSeq and is a predicted model, not a curated record. Gene Ontology annotation, biological process: multicellular organism development; negative regulation of fibroblast growth factor receptor signaling pathway; negative regulation of Ras protein signal transduction. Lineage: Eukaryota; Metazoa; Chordata; Amphibia; Anura; Bombinatoridae. The coding region runs from base 1052 to 2008 and encodes 318 amino acids. Gene Ontology annotation, cellular component: membrane; cytosol. The transcript is spliced from 2 exons.